Molecule: messenger RNA, 632 nt
Organism: Anopheles darlingi
Lineage: Eukaryota; Metazoa; Arthropoda; Insecta; Diptera; Culicidae
Product: ferritin heavy chain-like
Exons: 2
Coding region: 18-632 (204 amino acids)
Biological process (GO): iron ion transport; intracellular iron ion homeostasis
Cellular component (GO): cytoplasm
Molecular function (GO): ferric iron binding; ferrous iron binding
Source: RefSeq, a predicted model, not a curated record
AAAAGCCGUUUUGGAAGAUGAUGUUGCGUAAUGUUAAGUAUAUCACCGGACGCUUCGCAUCCACGGCAUUCCCUACCUCACGGUGUGAAGAAAAGGAGAGUAAAAUUAAUCUGGUACCACAUACCGUGUCCGACAUCAUAGCCGCUGCUAUUAACAAGCAAAUCAACACUGAACAAACGACCAGCACCAUCUACCGUUCGAUGUCUUAUCACUUCUGUUCUUCCGAUGUCGGUCUGCUGGGGAUGGGUGCAUUCUAUCGUAAACUGGCCAACGAAGAGGUCGAGCACGGAGAACGAUUAGCGGAGUUUUUGUUGCUUCGUAACAGCACCGUACUGUUGGACGCAAUUCCCAAACCGAUCAACCGACAAUGGAGUGUUGACAUUGGCUGUACUCUCCAGCAAACGAUCACACUCGAGAUGAAGAUGUCCUACGGCUUGUCCCAGCUGUACCGCAUUGCUCAAUCGGAGCAGGACGUGCUGCUAAUGGAUUUCAUUGCCGGACACUUUCUGAAAGAACAAUGCCAGUCGUUGCGAACGCUACAGCUGCUGGUAUCGAAAUGGAACCAAAUGCGUGCCAUCUCCGGUGGACUAUAUCUUUUCGAUAAGACGGUCAAAAACGUGGCCGACGAUUGA